AUGUUGCGCUCAUUAUCCUCCAGGGCGAACACUCGAGUCGCCUCUCAUAGACCCGCUCGUCGGGUGACUUCCUUAUUGGUGAAGAAUCGAUCGAUACUGACAGCAGCAACAACGACAACAACGGCAUCGUCAUCGUCAUCUUCGUCAGCACAUCAGAAUCAUUGUCAUCCUUCCAUCCAUAACACUCUGCUUGGUCCUCAGCAUUUUCAGUUUGCCAACGAUGGCCGCAUUUUCGGAUUGCAUCAUGAUCAUCAAAUAGCAGCAACAAUAACAGCAACAGCAACAACAACACGUCGAUGUUAUUCCACCGUGUUAGCCUCCAGUUGCAGUGGAAGUCACUUUCCAACCAGCAGCAGCUCCAGCAAUGGUGAUGAUGAUACUACAAGCAACACGUUCCAGGUUCCUGCACAUCAUUCCAACCACAGACGACAACAAAUACGCAACAAGGUGUUUGUUAGUCGGCACAAUCAAUCGUUAAAUGUCACUUCCGAUGCCAUUGUACAAUAUUGCAACAGUCACAACAUUGACACUUCCGGCCACCGGACCACCAUGACUCAUGUCAUUCUCAAGGAAUGUCCCUUUUGUUCCAAACCCACUGGUGGCAAAGCUUCCAACCAAUACAAGUUAUAUAUUCAAAUUGGGGGAGGUGCCUAUUUUUGUCAUCGCUGUGGCGCCAGUGGAUCUUGGUACGACCUAAAGUCGACCGUCGGCGGUUAUUCGAUUGACACCAUGAUGGGUGCUGGUGCUGCUGGUACUGCUGCCAAUACGGCUGCUGCGGGUCCAGUGGGUGCUAGUGGCGAAUACCUACCACAUCAAUCAUCACGCAAUGGCGUAUACUCGAGUCCCACCAUGGCCCAAGCACCACCACCCACUAGCCUCCAAUUCAAGACAGGCAAUGGAGGAGGGGUUGGUGGUGAACGUGGUGGUGGACGACCAGCAAACAAUUCUCCAGCUGCUGCUGCUGCUGUACAACCACUUCCCAUGCCCAAGGCUCGAUUGAGUGGAUAUUACUCGUCCCGUCUUUUGGAUCCCCAAAACGAGCAAAAUGAGGUUUUGAAAUAUUUGCAAGACGAGCGUGGCCUCAAUCGCAAGACCUUGCGGCAAUACGGCGUGGGCCGGGCCAAUUAUCAAUUUCCCUCGGACCAGGGAGGUUACCAAUCGGCCGAAUGCGUCACCUUUCCAUGGAUCAUGCGAACUUCGGAGGUGCAAGAACAAGAAGCCUUGCGUGGAGUCACCUUGCCCUUGCACGACGAAACGGCACAAGCAAAGGAUGCCAAGACAAAGAACGAGACCAACAACAACAAGAACAACAACAACAACAACAGCACCAAAAAGGCCAAGGAUGCUGCCAAGGAUGCGGCAGACGAAAACGAAACUUCAGAAUCAGAAACAACCACCACCACAACUGCAGCCGACAAGUUGCUCACGCGCCGCAUCAAAGUACGUGCCGUCGACAACAAAUCCUGGCAACGCUUGGAUCCCGCCGGUGGAGGUUGGGGCCUCUUUGGAUGGCACACGGUCCCUCCUGGCAGCAACGAAAUUGUCGUGACCGAAGGCGAAUACGACGCCAUGGCGGUCCAUCAAGCCACGGGCCAAUAUGCGGUCAGUCUGCCGAAUGGUUGUCGGUCUCUGCCGCUCCAAGUCUUGCCGCUCUUGGAACAAUUUGACAAGAUUUAUCUCUGGAUGGACAGCGAUCUGCCAGGACAGGAGGGAGCCGAACAAUUUGCCAAGAAAUUGGGAAUCAAUCGAUGCUAUUUGGUCAAGACCAGUCUAGCCAAGGAUGCCAAUGAAGCUCUAUUGAAGGGUUUGGAUUUGAAUGCCAUGUUGCAAGACGCCAAGCUCGUGCCACACGAACGCAUCUUGACCUUUGCCGACCUACGACAAGAUGUCUUGCACGAAUUGUUGCAACCGGAACUGUACAUGGGGUCGCCCGUUCCUUCCUUGCCAGGAUUCACCAAACUCAUCAAAGGAUUUCGACGGGGCGAAGUGACGGUAUUGACGGGACCAACAGGAUCCGGCAAGACCACUUUUUUGGGACAAGUGUCACUGGACUUGGCAGAGCAGGGCUGCAAUGUCCUAUGGGGAUCCUUCGAAAUCAAGAAUACCCGGCUGCUGCACAAACUUCUCAAACAAUUUGCUCGAAAUCCACUCCCCGAUCACAAGGAUGCCAAUGCUUCGGAACUACUGGGAGCCCUCGCGGAUCGAUUUCAGAAUUUGCCCUUGUAUUUCAUGAAGUUUCAUGGAGGAUCGGAAGUGGACGAAGUCUUGGAUGCCAUGGAGUACGCAGUCUAUGUCAAUGAUGUGGAACAUAUCAUUCUGGACAAUAUGCAAUUCAUGAUUACCCGGCAGACCAACAAUUCCAAGUUUGACAAGUUUGAUAUUCAAGACAUGGCGAUUGAAAAGUUUCGAAAGUUUGCCACCGAACACAACGUCCACUUGAGCUUGGUGGUGCAUCCACGCAAAGAAGACGAGGCUUCCAAAUUGAGCAUUAGUUCCUUCUUUGGAUCCGCCAAGGCUACUCAAGAAGCCGACACUGUUCUCAUUUUGCAGAACGAUGGCCGACGCAAGUACAUUGACGUCAAGAAGAAUCGAUUCGAUGGUACUCUGGGAUAUUCACCAUUGUACUUUGAAGCCAAAAGUGGACGGUAUGUGGAAACAGAUGGAGGAUACAAUUCGGGUGGACCAGGCCAACAGCAGCAGCAACAUCAGCAACAACAACCACAAAAGAUUGAAUUCGCACCACCACGAAAGGCAUGGAAUAUGAAGCAAGAACCUGAAGAACCGGAGCCACCAAAUCUUGCCAACCAUUGGACCGAGUCCCUUGGCCUACCCCCAUAG
Molecule: messenger RNA, 2838 nt
Organism: Cylindrotheca closterium
Lineage: Eukaryota; Bacillariophyta; Bacillariophyceae; Bacillariales; Bacillariaceae
Source: the annotation of a GenBank genome assembly